Lactuca virosa is the source of this 1038-nucleotide messenger RNA. The record is from the annotation of a GenBank genome assembly. Lineage: Eukaryota; Viridiplantae; Streptophyta; Magnoliopsida; Asterales; Asteraceae.
AUGUCGGGUAAUGGACGCAAGGAUAAAGGCCACAGUAACAACUCUUUUUCUGGUAGUGGGAGGCAUAGGGUGGGGAGGGCAUCCCCUAAUUCUACCGACGAUCCACGUUAUAGGAUGUCGCUCAUACCGAUCGACAUGCCGAUAGUGACAGGAGUUGCAGGCUCCAACAGUCAGUGUGCUAUUAGUCAGCAAACCAGCAUGGCUGAUCCUCUAGCAGACUUGGCUAAGAUUCUUCGCCGUCGGGCUCGAGAGACAGGUCAUAUGCCCCAGCUCCAACAGACGGAUUAUAGGCCUCAGCUCCCACAAACGGAUUAUAGGCCUCAAUCCCCACAAAUGUUUUUGAGGAUAGGUGGUAAUGAUGGGUUUGAGGACUAUUGUUUUGAGGAUGCAGAUGCAGAGGUUUGGGGAUCAAAAAUCCACAGCGCGUGUAUUCGUCUCUUUUGGGAGAAUUUGGAUCGUCCGUGGGUCCAAUUCAGUGAUAUUCCAAAUGAGGCUCUUAUACAGAUGUUUUCUCGUUUCGGGACCAAGUACAGGUGGCAUUCACAAGAGAAUGAGAACAUAUUUGAUGCAUUCAAGUGUGUCCUCAAGGAUAGAUACAGAGAUAGGAUGAAAGGUAUCAUGAGACAAUCUGCCAACAUGGCACGAAAUGAUGGGAAACCCCUCCCCCUAAAGUUUUAUAGCUACUAUGAUGGGAUGCAUAACUACCGCCCCGAACGCGUACCGGAGACUGUGUGGCAACAGAAGUGGCAAAAGAAUUCAAAAAUCGCUCAGCAGAACCGCAACACUGCAGAUUCUAAUGGGUCAACAGCAAGACACACUGCGGGUAGUAUAGGAUUUGACCAGCACCGUAGGAAAUUAGAAAAAUUGAUGGGUAAACCACCCACACAUUAUGAUGUUUUCAUGUUGCGUGCGCAAGUUUCUAUCAUGGAACAACAACAACAACAAAUGAAAGAACAAAUGGAGAUGGUUAUAAGGAUGAUAAAUAUGUCUGGAAAUCAACCCCGUGGUCCCCCCGAUAAUCCACCCGAGGACAAUUGA